GCCCGCCCCGGGCCUCUGCUCGCGGUGGACUCGUCAUGGCGACCGAACGGAGGCCUUUCCACCUGGUGGUGUUCGGCGCCUCUGGCUUCACCGGCCAGUUCGUGACCGAGGAGGUGGCGCGGGAGCAGGCGGACCCGGAGCGGAGCUCCCGCCUGCCCUGGGCCGUGGCGGGCCGCUGCCGGGAGAAGCUGCAGCGAGUGCUGGACAGGGCGGCCCUGCGGCUGGGAAGACCAACACUCUCAUCUGAAGUUGGAAUAAUCAUUUGUGAUAUCUCUGAUCCAGCCUCACUUGAUGAAAUGGCUAAACAGGCAACAGUUGUCCUCAGUUGCGUAGGACCAUAUCGAUUUUAUGGAGAACCUGUGGUAAAAGCAUGUAUUGAAAAUGGAACCAGUUGUAUUGACAUCAGUGGAGAGCCUCAGUUUCUGGAACUAAUGCAUUGGAAGUAUCAUGAGAAAGCUGCAGAAAAAGGGGUUUAUAUCAUUGGAAGCAGUGGCUUUGACUCCAUUCCGGCUGAUCUGGGAGUAAUAUAUACCAGAAAUAAAAUGAAUGGUACUUUGACUGCUGUGGAAAGUUUCUUAACUAUACAUUCAGGAUCUGAGGGGUUGUGCAUUCAUGAUGGUACCUGGAAGUCAGCAGUUUAUGGUUUUGGAGAUCAGAGUAAUUUGAGAAAACUACGAAAUGCAUCAAAUCUGAAACCUGUCCCGCUUGUUGGUCCAAAAUUGAAAAGAAGGUGGACAAUUUCUUACUGUAGAGAACUCAAUAGUUAUUCCAUUCCUUUUUUGGGAUCUGAUGUGUCUGUUGUGAAGAGGACUCAGCGUUACUUGUAUGAAAAUUUAGAAGAAUCACCAGUUCAGUAUACUGCUUAUAUAACUGUGGGAGGCAUCACCUCUGUUAUUAAGCUGAUGUUUGCAGGACUUUUCUUUUUAUUAUUUGCGAGGUUUGGCAUUGGGAGGCAACUUCUCAUAAAAUUCCCAUGGUUCUUCUCCUUCGGUUAUUUUUCAAAACAAGGUCCAACACAAAAACAGAUAGAUGCCUCAUCAUUUACACUGACAUUCCUUGGUCAAGGAUAUAGUCAAGGGCUUGGUAUUGAUAAGAACAAACCAAAUAUCAGAAUUUGUACUCAGGUGAAAGGACCAGAGGCUGGUUACGUGGCUACUCCCAUAGCCAUGGUUCAGGCAGCCAUGACCCUUCUAAAUGAUGUCUCUGAUCUUCCUAAGGCGGGCGGGGUCUUCACACCUGGAGCAGCUUUCUCCAGAACAAAGUUGAUUGACAGACUCAACAAACGUGGCAUUGAAUUUAGUGUUAUUAGCAGCUCUGAAGUCUAAACAUUUGAAGAAUUAACUGAAGUCGUAAAGUGCAUGAAUUAACAGCUUCUCUAUUUGAUAUCUGAAAUUCUUCUAUAAGCCUAUCUGACUGGAAAAGAUUGUCAAAUCUAAAAUAUCUACAUUAAAAGCAGGAAAUUUUACUAGCUUACCCAAAUUUCAAAUCUCAACUGAUUUUGUGAUUUUAUUGCUUAUAAGAGAGAACUAAUAUUUGACUGAUUCUCUUAUUGAAAUGUUCCUGGUAAAUUUUUAUGAAUGAGCUGGCAGGUCUGGUGGUAGAGGUGGUGUCCCUAUCCGUGUUGUUAACAACAUUCCUUAAUGGGGGUGUCCAGGCUGGCAUUCAUUUAGGGCAGUAACUGCUGCUUUCCUUGUCGUAGUAUGAAUGAAAUCUCACCUCCAGUGAGUUUCUUUACAUAUUGUGUGAACCUUUGCUAAAGGGAACUGCACUUUUUGCCAUUUUAGCCUAGUUUUUCACCUGUCUACACUGACUGAUUUUGGACUGUUACCUAAGUUGAAUAAUAAAGGAUUGUCAAUUGAAUGGUG
Molecule: messenger RNA, 1865 nt
Organism: Carlito syrichta (Philippine tarsier)
Lineage: Eukaryota; Metazoa; Chordata; Mammalia; Primates; Tarsiidae
Gene: SCCPDH
Product: saccharopine dehydrogenase (putative)
Exons: 12
Coding region: 36-1325 (429 amino acids)
Biological process (GO): glycolipid biosynthetic process
Cellular component (GO): lipid droplet; mitochondrion; plasma membrane
Source: RefSeq, a predicted model, not a curated record